Molecule: messenger RNA, 1008 nt
Organism: Camelina sativa (false flax)
Lineage: Eukaryota; Viridiplantae; Streptophyta; Magnoliopsida; Brassicales; Brassicaceae
Product: ethylene-responsive transcription factor ERF094
Biological process (GO): regulation of DNA-templated transcription; ethylene-activated signaling pathway
Molecular function (GO): DNA-binding transcription factor activity; DNA binding
Source: RefSeq, a predicted model, not a curated record
CAAAUAUCUAAUCGGUUCAUGUCUCUCGCUAUAUAUAUUUCCCAAACUUAUUGCCACUGAAGAAAUAUGUCACAACACGAAAACCGUUAAGAAAAAAUAAUGCAAAUGGAGUCUCAAGCUUCCUUCUUAAGUGGAGAGUUUUCCCCGGAGAACUCUUCUUCAAGCUCAUGGAGCUCACAAGAAUCAUUCUUGUGGGAAGAGAGUUUCUUACAUCAAUCAUUUGAUCAAUCCUUCCUUUUGUCUAGUACCCCUACUUACUACUCUGAUGACUUCUUCACAUUUGGAUCAUCAAUCAUCAAAGAAGAAGCCACCAUAGCAGCCGAGGAGGAGGAGGAGGAGAAGUCAUACAGAGGAGUGAGGAAACGGCCGUGGGGGAAGUAUGCGGCCGAGAUAAGAGACUCAACAAGGAAAGGGAUAAGAGUAUGGCUCGGGACGUUUGAUACCGCGGAGGAGGCGGCUCUAGCUUAUGAUCAGGCGGCUUUUGCUUUGAAAGGCAGCCUCGCAGUACUCAAUUUCCCUGUUGAUGUCGUUAAAGAGUCUCUCAGGAAGAUGGAGAAUGUGAAUCUUAACGAUGGAGAGUCUCCGGUGAUAACCUUGAAGAGAAAACACUCCAUGAGAAACCGGCCUAGAGGAAAGAAGAAAUCUUCUUCUUCUUCUUUGUUGACAUCUUCUCCUUCUUCUUCCUCUUCUUCGUCUUCUUCUUCUUUGUCUUCAAGAAGUAUAAAACAGAGUGUUGAUGAUACGACGCAACAAGAAAGUAAUACAACACUUGUAGUUCUUGAGGAUUUAGGUGCUGAAUACUUAGAAGAGCUUAUGAGAUCAUGUUCAUGAUCUUGAUCAAUUUUAUUGUAAUUUGAGUGAGCUCUGUUUUUUUAUAUAGUUUUCUCUUUAUUUUUAUCCGAUGAAAGAGAUGUGAUGGCGAUGUUGGAAGUGUAUUAGACGUCAAGUCUUGCGGAAAAAAAUCAUGUAUCAUGUGUAAUUGUAUACAUCUAUCUCUCUUUACCGUAA